Messenger RNA from Rhineura floridana, 1970 nucleotides. It is a transcript of the gene NUBPL, whose product is annotated as NUBP iron-sulfur cluster assembly factor, mitochondrial. The transcript has 11 exons. Bases 371 to 1174 code for a protein of 267 amino acids. The record is from RefSeq and is a predicted model, not a curated record. Gene Ontology annotation, biological process: mitochondrial respiratory chain complex I assembly; iron-sulfur cluster assembly. Gene Ontology annotation, cellular component: mitochondrion. Gene Ontology annotation, molecular function: 4 iron, 4 sulfur cluster binding; ATP binding; ATP-dependent FeS chaperone activity. Lineage: Eukaryota; Metazoa; Chordata; Lepidosauria; Squamata; Rhineuridae.
CACAAAGUAUACAUAGAUUGAAAGAUUCAGUGGUUGUAGUACAGAAUCUAAGAUCGUUUGCAGUGCCACCCUUUCCUCCCGAUCACAGAGAAGAAGAGAACCUAUCUCAUCACUAGCCAGUAUGAAACUUGUCAGGAGGCUGCUGUCUCUUUAAGAAUUAUAGCUGUCUCCGAAGAAUCUUUGCUGUUGUCGCUGCGGAGCCCCAACGAGAUUUGCCUUCUCAACUAUCAGCCUAGGACUUUCCUGUCUUCCUGGUUUCUACGGACAAAGACUAGCAGAACCCAACGGGCUUAAUGCCGCAGCGACUUCGCUCUCUACGCAGUCAUCAAAUGCAAAUGAUGAUGUCCUCAAAGAAAAGCGUAGUAGAAUCAUGGCUAAAGGACUUCCAAAGCAAAAACCAAUUCAAGGAGUUAAGCAAGUAUUGGUUAUAGCUUCUGGCAAAGGAGGUGUUGGAAAGUCAACAACUGCUGUAAAUGUAGCCCUUGCGCUGGCAACAAAUGAUUCGACAAAAGCGGUUGGUUUGCUUGAUGCAGAUGUGUAUGGGCCUUCCAUACCAAAAAUGAUGAAUUUGAAAGGAAAUCCAGAAGUGACGCCAAAAAACUUAAUGCGACCUCUUGUGAACUAUGGAAUUGCAUGUAUGUCCAUAGGUUUCUUGGUAGAAGAGACUGCACCAAUUGUUUGGAGAGGACUGAUGGUAAUGUCAGCUGUUGAGAAAUUGUUGAGACAGGUUGACUGGCACCAACUGGAUUACCUAGUAAUUGACAUGCCACCUGGGACAGGAGAUGUACAGCUAUCAAUCUCACAGAAUAUUCCAAUUGCAGGAGCUGUGAUUGUGUCAACUCCUCAGGAUAUAGCUUUAUUGGAUGCCCGCAAAGGAACUGAGAUGUUCAAAAAAGUAAAUGUGCCGGUUUUAGGGCUUGUUCAAAACAUGAGCCUUUUCCAGUGCCCUAAAUGCAAAUAUGAAAGCCAUAUUUUUGGAGCUGAUGGUGUGAGGAACCUAGCCAGAGAUCUUGGUCUGGAUGUUUUAGGUGACAUUCCACUACAUGUCCACAUAAGAGAGACAUCUGAUGCUGGCAAACCUAUUGUAGUUUCAGAUCCCCAGAGCAAAGAGGCUCAAGCCUAUUUGAAGAUUGCUGCUGAAAUAGUGAAAAGACUGCCAGUUUCUCCAGCUUAAAGCCAUCUUUCUGAAAUUCUGUGACGGGAACUUUACCAUUGGAAGUUUGGCAUAGGAUAUAACUGAAGAAAUCAUAUAUUAUGGAACAUUUCCUGUUUUGUAUUUUGUCUUAGAAAUUAAAUAGUUAAAUGUUGGUACCUAGCAAUAUCCAGUUCAGAAGUUCAAAUACCAACUUUUUGCAACUAUUAUAUUGAACAUUUGCAGCGAACUUUCAACAUCCACUAGCAGCAAGAAGCGUCAAUCGCCCAACUGAUCUGUGGAACCCAAGAUUUUCAGUGUAUCAUUCAGUAGGCCUGAUGUUAAAGGGGAAGGUCUGUUUAGAGAUAUUUGUCCUUAUGUAGGUAGACUGACAAAUACCAGAAUGGACCACCACAUUUAGACAGUUUUGUUUCAUUUUGUCAUGUAUCUGCAUUAAAGAUGAAGAUGCUAGAAAUUUAAGAUAAUUUUGUUCAGCUGUGAAGAAUUAUCAAAUCAAGAUUCACUUCCCAGCAAUCAAACAAUUAACUAAGAAUCCCAAGAACUAGAUUCUUUUAUCAGCUGAAGCUUGAUCAUACGAUUAGGACACCAAAGGAGGAAACAAGUGAUAAAAAUUAAUUACUGAUGAUUGCAUAUAUGAAUAUAUCUCCACUAGGAAAUAAUAGCCCUGAAUCUAUAAACAAAAAGAUCUAAUUGCCAGUUUUAUCCACCACAUACUGAGAGGUUUUUGUCUGAAUUUCCUACUGCAUCAUUUUGUGUUGAUAGAGCUGAUCACGGGGUUGAAUAUGAGCACAUCUAGGAUUAAAGCUUACAUAAACUC